UAGAAAGCCAUCAAGAUGGAUGUUUCGGAGUCGGAUUGGGUGACGAGGGCCAUCGAGAACGUGGACAGGUACCUGCACCGCGGCGGGCGCUGCCAGGGCGACGUGCCGCAGUUGCUGGGCGGCACCGACCUGCUCAAUACGAUCGGCAUGGCCAUGUGCCUACCCUUCCGCGACCCCGCGCGCUGGACCGACGCCGAGAUGCGCCUCGCGCUCGAUAACCGCCUCGUCUACUACGAGGGCACCGCGCGCGAGGCCAUCGACGUGGUGGCCGCGCAGAUCCGCAGCUGUUGCGGCGGGGACGACAAGAACUUCAUCACGGUGCUGCCCAUCGAGCUGUACUACCAGGGCAAGCUGUACGAGGUGCCGCUGUUCCGCGUCCGCCGCUACAAGGACAGUGGCCGCAAGUACUACGUCGACAACGUCGGCCGCAGCUACGACUCCGUCUCCGACUGGUACGAUAACAGCAAGCUGCCGCCCUGCAAGAUGGGCUACCCGCACAACCUCGAGCUCAAGCUGCGCCCCGGCUACGACUACUCUCACAUCCUGAUAUCCUCGACCCCGCCCGCGCGGAGCGGCGCCCAGGCCGUGCGCGCCGUCGACACGGUUGCGGCGGUGGCCGGCAUCGGUUCCGGCAUCGGGCUGCUGUUUGCAAGCGGCGGGCUGGCCGCGCCGCUGGUGGUGACCGGCGUGGCUACGGCCCUCUGGGGUACCGGCCGCUCCACUGUGCAGCUCGCCGACCGCGCCAUGCACGGCGAGACCGUCAACCCCUUCACGAACGCGGAGUCACGCAUGAUGUGGCUCGGCGUCGCCGCCAACCUGGUCAGCUUCGGCGCGAUGGGCGCCUCCAUGCGACUGGCUUCGCUCGCCGCGCGCGGCCAGACCAUAUCCAACGCCUUCAGGAUUUUCGUCAACGUGGCCAACGGAACCACGGUGGCCGUGAGCGGGCUCGCCAUCCUCGACACGACAGUGUUUCUGUGCAACCACAGCGAGGAUCUUUCCGCUUCCGACGUUCUCAUGCACGUCGCGUCGAUCGCCUUCUGGACGAAGGGCCUCUUCACCUAUAAGACGGCGGGCACCAUCAUCCGUGACGCCGAGAACUUUGCCUUCGCGCACAUCGGUCGCGAGCUGAGCGGCGACCAGGCCACCGAGCUGACCCAGCUGCGCGUGCGCUUCGGCGACGACGCGCAGCUGCUGCGCGAAUUCUAUCGGGCGGCGCGAGAACACAACAUCUCCGUCCGCAGCUUCUCGCAGAUCCUGCUCGACGCUGGCUCCCACGGCAACCUGCAGUUCGACGGCCGGGGCAAUCUGAUCCUGCCCGGCGGGCAGACCUACUCGUUCGACUUUCUCAGCCGGCUGCCGGGCAACGUGCGGCAGCACUACUUCGACAUCGUAACCAACCUGCGCCCGGACCAGACCGAGGUGUUCGAGAGCUUCCGGCGCUUCGUGAACGACGACAUGAACCUGAUCACGGGGCUGGACCGCGUCGCCAGCCGCUACAACGUGAACGCGCGCCAGGCCACCGAGGGCGUCAUCGACUUCUGGCGGCGCUACAGCCAGAUGAACCUGCCGGGCGGCGCCGAGGUGUCGAUCCAGGAGGGGCAGCUGGUGCUGGGCACGGCGCCGCCGAUCAGCAUCCCGCAGCUGCCGCACCUGUCGCAGCCGCUGGUGCGCUUCAUCGGCGAGCACCUGAGCCGCAUGGACGCGCCGACGAGCCGGCACUGGCGGACCGCCAUGCCCGUGCUGCUCACCCUCGAGAGCAGCGGCCUCUUCACGGCGUGCCCGGUGACGCGCAUCGUGAGCAGCGGGCGCGCGGUGGUCUCUCUCAACGGGCAGCUGCACGUGAGCAUCUACCGGCUGCAGGCUAUGCCGGCGGAGGAGUGCCGGCGCAUAUUCGUGCUGGUGGGCGCGCUGCGGGCGGGCGUCACCGUCGAAGGGCUGCCCCCCGAGCUGGUGCGACUCGCGGUGCAGCGCCACCGGCUGCGGCUGGAGGUGCACCGCGCGGAGAGCGUGGCUUGGGCGCGCGAGCAGGCCGCUCGCAGCCCCGCGCUGCUGCGCCUGCUGGCCGGCGAGGGGCUGCUGGCGCACGAGCGCGACCGCCUGUACACGUUCCGUGCAACCGUGGACACGUACAAGGCGGCGCCAUACAUGGAGCGCAUGCUGGCCUUCGCGAGGGAGAUGGCGCCGCGCAACGUGGGCGAGUUGGUCGCCUACUGCGAGUUCGUCGUCAAGUACGUGGAGACGGAGAAGCUGGCGGUGGAGCGGCGGCUGCGCGACGGCACCCUCACGCUGCCCAAAAACGUCAGGAAGGCCGAGUGGACCAGAAGUAAAGCGAGCGAGGCGGUGUUCCGGGACACGAGCGCGAUGCGGCAGAAGCUGGGCGAGCUACUGGAGGUGGUGCAGCGCGAGGACAUGGUGGGCGCGGCGGAGGUGCGGGCGGGGUGCGGGGACGCGGAGCUGGUGUCGGCGGCGCGGGGGGUGCGCGUGAGGUUCGGCAGCGCGGUGUCGGCCGCGUACCACAUCUUCAAGCACCCCACGGAGCCCCUCGCCGCGUACGUGAGACUCGCCAACGAGACCAUCCGCAGCUCCGCCACGAGGUGGUCGGUAACGCUGACGCAGGACGGGGACGCGCGCUCGCUGCGCUUCGAGAGCGAGGCGGGCUCCUGCGUGCUGCUGGAGCGGGACGGCCGCCUGCUGCUCUGCACCUUCUCCCCCAGGUGAAUGUUUCCACUUCAGUCACGAAACAGGUACGUGGAGGCAAGAUGUGCUCAUGAUGACUCCAUGUCUGUUGGCUGAUGGUAAAUCUGUUAGAAAACGGUAUCAUUUGUCGGUUCUAUUUAAAGUAAUAACCAUGACUUCUGAAACAUUUUAAGGUUACCUUUUUGAUAUAUUUUUGUUAGUUAUGUAAGUCUAGAAAUAUUUUUGAUGUCUUUUAUACUUUUCAUUGCAUUUAUUUUAUAUGAACAGUAGCUAAGGAUCCGCGACUUUGUUGUCGGAGGAGACAAUUAAAAAUAAAUUAUUUUUAUAAAAAAAAAGGAUUUUGGACUUACGCUCAUUUUUACGUUUUUUUAUUUGUAUAACGUUUUGUAAAUUAGUAAUUGUAAAAGUUUAAGCCUAUACGUAAUAACUUAUAAUUUUAAUGAUUUUUGCUGAAUAAUAUGUUUGAAAAAUGUACUUGUAUCUUAUCUUUUGUAAAAGUUUUCUUGUCUGAUUCUAUCAUUUAAUGUUUCGUUUUUUAUGUCAUUAUUAUUAAAUGAUCAUAAGGUCCCCUUCGUACACAAGGCUCGCCGCCACCGCCUUAUUAUACAAAAAGGCGACGGAAAUAUUUGAAACCCGGUGAUUUUAGACGCUCAGUGACACGUCAUGCAAUGUCAAACAAAUUCGUAUACACAGCGCGCGUCGUCGACAUUGUAUUUUCACAUCAUCACCGGUCGCUCGCAACCUCGCAUCGCUAAUAUCAUCGUGAGAAAAGCCAUUACCGAAUAGACGACACGUCGACGAUUCAGCAGUGUAUUUUCUUUUAUAUCAUAAGGUGGCAAACGAGCGAGCGGCCACCUGAUAUCGCUGAAAUAGCGAAGUGACCGUUG
Messenger RNA from Papilio xuthus (Asian swallowtail), 3584 nucleotides. RefSeq lists its product as uncharacterized. The record is from RefSeq and is a predicted model, not a curated record. Lineage: Eukaryota; Metazoa; Arthropoda; Insecta; Lepidoptera; Papilionidae. Bases 16 to 2718 code for a protein of 900 amino acids. The transcript has 3 exons.